Trichophyton benhamiae CBS 112371 is the source of this 1431-nucleotide messenger RNA. RefSeq lists its product as uncharacterized. The record is from RefSeq and is a predicted model, not a curated record. NCBI's taxonomy places the organism in Eukaryota, Fungi, Ascomycota, Eurotiomycetes, Onygenales, Arthrodermataceae. The coding region runs from base 1 to 1431 and encodes 476 amino acids. Gene Ontology annotation, molecular function: metal ion binding. The transcript has 3 exons.
AUGAAGUUCGCCCACAGUUACGUGAGCACCCUCGAGAAUGAGGGCUUCCCUUCGCAAUGGGUGAGGUCGGCCAUCUCGUACCGCCAGCUGAAGAAGUGCAUCAAGCGGGUGCAGAGCGAGCUGCUGUCGCUGGGACUCAGUCCAGAUGUGCUCAACCGCUUCUGGCUGACUGAGGACGGCAGCCUGGCCGAUGGCGAGGGAGAUGGCAGGUUGGCCCGUGUGGGAUUUGCAUAUUCGCUCAGGGAGCAUGGGCGAUCUCUCUCCUUCCCUUGUUUUUUUAUGCUUCACACAAGCUUGUACUUAUACAGAACAACAGAAUGUAAAUCUUCCUCCUCCCUGCGCCCCGUUCUGACGUUCGCCAUGGGCCCGGACGAUAAGCCCCCCCGCGAACUACUUAGUUAUCCCGCCAUCGCACAAACGGACAGCAGCAGUAUCAGGUCCAACAGCACGAGCAGCAGCACCAGCAGCAGUGGCGGAAAUAAUCCCUGUACCGGUGAAUCCGAGAGCUCCUGCACCACGAAAACCGACGCGGACGGGCCCUAUCAGUCGAUCGAGAUCCCCCUCUCCUCCGACUCAGAGUUCUUCCGUCUGCUCAAAGUUGGUCUCUCCAACCUGGAGGACCUACAAGCGCACGAAAAGAAGGACCUUGACAGCCAGGUUGCCCUGCUUCGCGAAAGUAUUGUCGAAGUCACAAGCCCGGCGACUCCUACCAAAAAGGCCGAUCAAGUUGCCAUCUAUGCCUGGCGCGAAGUCUUCCGCAUCUACAUGGAGAUGCAGGUCUUCUUCUCCACAGGCGAAGCAGACUCCGGCGAGCGGUCGUCAGAGGUUGCCCGCCAGCGCCUCGAAGCCUUCCAGAAGCAGCUGGUCAAGCAGCAGCACGCCAAGAAGCUUGGGCGCAACGGCCGGCGCGCCCUUGAGAUGUUUAUGCAUAUCAACCUCGCGGUGCUGCAGAAUCUCAAGUUUCAGGAAAUCAAUGGCAUGGCACUGAGCAAGAUCCUGAAGAAGUUCGACAAGCAAACCGCGCUUCACGCGCGAUCCGCCUUUACUAAAACAGGACCGUUUUCCGCCAGCAGUCUCUCAAGGUCUGUCUGCCAGGCGAUCUCUGAGCAGAUAUUAGUAGUUGUGCCGCAGCUGGACGACUAUCUUUGCCCAGUCUGUUUCACUAUCUCCUUCAAGCCGGUCAGGCUGAGAUGCUCCCACGUUUUCUGCAUUCGGUGCCUAGUCGUCAUGCAACGCCAGCAACAGAACCACUGUCCCAUGUGCCGAGCCGAGGUUGUCAUGGAGGCAACAAGCAAAAACCUAGACCAAAAGCUGUUGACCUUCCUGCAGUCAUCCUUUCCCAAGGAAACCAAAACAAAGCAGAGGGAGAACGAGCGAGCCGCAAUGGUAGAUGUCUACGGCGAGCCUACCGACGUAUGCAACAUGAUGUAA